Messenger RNA from Mangifera indica (mango), 1146 nucleotides. RefSeq lists its product as uncharacterized. Gene Ontology annotation, cellular component: chloroplast. The record is from RefSeq and is a predicted model, not a curated record. The coding region runs from base 54 to 1022 and encodes 322 amino acids. The transcript is spliced from 10 exons. NCBI's taxonomy places the organism in Eukaryota, Viridiplantae, Streptophyta, Magnoliopsida, Sapindales, Anacardiaceae.
AAUCCAUUAAAGCGUAAGAAUUUAUCGGUGGGCAACUUGGACCACUCGAAACCAUGUCAUCUUCUCAAUCACUUGUCCUCUCUACCGUAACCCAGCCUCACACUUUCUCUCCAUUUUCUCGUACAUUUCCUAGAAACGGCAACCGGGUAUCUCACAGAAUCAGAAUCUAUGCAAAAUCUGAUACAGAUACCUCCCCCCAAGUAAAUGUUUCAACUUCAUCUUCAUCUUCAUCUUCUUUCUUGUCUUUCCUCUGCCCGUUGCUUAAGCUUUUCUCCGGAGGGGAUCCUUCUCGUGAGCGAAAUUACACAUUGGAGGCAGCAACAUCUUCUUUAUCAACUUUGGCAAGAUUACCAUGGGGAUCAAGAUCACUAUCAGAGGGAUCACAUAGCGAGAGUUUAAAUCCUCCCUUGAAUUUGCAACUUUAUGAAUUUGAGGCUUGCCCCUUUUGUCGGAGGGUUAGAGAGGCCUUGACUGAGCUAGAUCUUUCUGUGGAGGUCUAUCCUUGUCCAAAAGGUUCUGUUAGACAUAGAGAAAUGGUCAGAAGAUCUGGUGGGAAAGAGCAGUUUCCUUUCCUGGUCGAUCCAAAUACUGGUAUUUCAAUGUAUGAAAGUGGUGAUAUUGUGAACUACCUAUUUCAGCAAUAUGGUAAAGGAAGAAGCCCUUCGGUUGGACUUUUGGAAAGCACAUUGAUCACAGGAUGGAUGCCAACACUUCUACGAGCGGGUAGAGGUAUGACACUAUGGGAAAAGGCGAGGGCAGACCCACCACCCAAAAAGUUGGAACUUUUCUCUUAUGAGAACAAUCCGUAUGCACGAAUUGCGCGCGAGGCACUAUGUGAACUAGAGCUUCCUUACAUUCUUCAAAACAUUGGAGAAGGCUCUUCCAGAGCAAAGUUACUCCUUGAAGUCUCUGGAUCCAAAGAGGUACCUUAUCUGAUUGAUCCAAACACUGGAACUCAAAUCAGCGACUACAGGAACAUCUUAUCAUAUUUGUUCCAGACAUACUCUGUGGCCGUUGUAUAAUUUGACUUCAAUCUGUUAAAGCCUUUAACCUGCAAGCAAAAUCUUCAGGAUGAUGACAGUAGAGAUUAUUGUGGUAAAUUGAGCCCUUUAAUUUAGAAUGGCUACAAAUUUCCAGUUUGCCCUA